CCAAACACAGUGCCAGCCCCACGCGAGAUUCACUGCACUGAGACUGCAAGCUUCAGUCCAUGAGAAACGCUCACAAGAGGGCUGCUGCAUUCUAGCGAACGACAGCAAAGUUUUAAACUACCGGUAAAUACUGUGUGUGCAUACUUAGAAAACACAGACUGCAAGAUACAUGCAACAGGAAUAGCGGGUAUUUCAGACCAGAUCAUGUUUAUCUGCUCCAUGAAAAAAAGGGAAACGGCAAUUAAAAACGUGUCAUUUGCAGAGUUAAAGUUUUGUGCUUCAGGUUCUGCAUUUUUCUAAAGUAUAUAUUUUUUUUUGAUUCAUGGAGGUGUCACAUUUGUACUUUUAUUUUUAAGCAACCGGGACGUCAUUGCGAACAUCGCAAAUUAACUGUUUUCAUCAGUCGCAUUUCGGACUUUCAGUCCAAGAUAAAUAAAAGCGUUUUUUUUGCGGAGGAGUUAAACUUUACUCAAGAGCACAGCUAUUUAAGAAGCUGUGCUGGUGAACAUUGUUUUUAAGUUUAUAAAAAGCGGAACAUUUUUUCUUCUGUCCAGCACAGACGGAUUUACAACAUUACCUUAUUUAUUUGAACAGGACAGAUACAGCGCUGUUUACUUCUUUAUAACCCGGACUCCAGUGUGAAUGGAAUAAGUAUCCCUUUUCUUUUCCUUUUAACAUUGAAAAAGAAAACGAACUGACAUUAGUAAAUUAGAUUCCUAAUCGAAUUCACAAAAAAAAAGAACCUAAAACAGAUGCUGUGCAUUGGAUACCAUUUCAAUACUGUAUAUUGAAUAUCAUUUUUUAAAGGAAAAAAAACAUAAAACCAUUAUUCAAUCAUUUAAAAAAAAAAGCAAUGGAAGGCUUUCAUUUGAAGAUAGCGAUUUACCUGCUGUGUCAGCUGAUGAUUGCAGGAUCCAGUCUGGAGAUAGGGGCGUAUGAUAUAGAGCGGGGUAGGGAGGCUAAAUGUGAGCCUAUCGAGAUCCCCAUGUGCCAGGGUAUCGGCUACAACAUGACCAGGAUGCCCAACUACAUGCGGCACGAGAACCAGAAGGAGGCUGCCAUCAAGCUGCACGAGUUCGCCCCGCUGGUGGAGUACGGCUGCCACGUCCACCUGCGCUUCUUCCUGUGCUCGCUCUACGCCCCCAUGUGCACGGACCAGGUGUCCACCUCUAUCCCCGCCUGCAGACCCAUGUGUGAGCAAGCCAGGCAGAAGUGCGCCCCUAUCAUGGAGCAGUUCAAUUUCGGGUGGCCCGACUCCCUGGACUGCUCCAAGCUGCCCACCAAGAACGACCCCAACGCCCUGUGCAUGGAAGCCCCUGAGAACGACACCAAGGGGGAGACGCAGAAGGGGCAGGGCAUGCUGCCGGUGCCGCCCCGGCCCAGGCAGCCAGGGGCCGGAGACGGGCGCUUGCCGGGCAGCCUGGGCUCCUGCGAGAACCCGGAGAAGUUCCAGUACGUGGAGAAGAGCCGGUCCUGUGCGCCCAGGUGCUCGUCUGCCGUGGACGUCUUCUGGUCACGGCAGGACAAGGAUUUCGCCUUCAUCUGGAUGGCUGUCUGGUCCACCCUGUGUUUCAUCUCCACCGCCUUCACAGUCCUGACCUUCCUGUUAGAUCCCCACAGGUUCCAGUACCCCGAGAGGCCCAUCAUCUUCCUGUCCAUGUGCUACAAUGUCUACUCGGUGGCCUUCAUCAUCCGCUCUGUGGCUGGUGCUGAGAACAUUGCCUGCGACCGCGAGAACGGGGAACUCUACGUCAUCCAGGAAGGACUGGAAAGCACCGGCUGCACCAUCGUCUUCCUCAUCCUCUACUACUUCGGCAUGGCCAGCUCUAUCUGGUGGGUGAUUCUCACCCUGACCUGGUUCCUGGCAGCAGGAAAGAAAUGGGGCCAUGAAGCCAUCGAGGCACACAGCAGCUAUUUCCACAUGGCGGCUUGGGGCAUCCCAGCUAUGAAGACCAUUGUCAUCCUCACCAUGAGGAAGGUGGCUGGCGACGAACUGACGGGCCUGUGCUAUGUGGGUAGCAUGGACGUCAACGCCCUCACCGGCUUCGUCCUCAUCCCGCUUUCCUGCUACCUGGUCAUCGGCACCUCCUUCAUCCUGACUGGCUUUGUGGCGCUGUUCCAUAUCCGCAAAAUCAUGAAGACCGAAGGGACCAACACGGAGAAGCUGGAGAAGCUGAUGGUCAAGAUUGGUGUCUUUUCAAUCCUCUACACCGUGCCUGCCACCUGCGUCAUCAUCUGCUACUUCUACGAGAGGCUCAACAUGGAUUACUGGAAGUUCAGAGCCUUGGAUCAUAAGUGCACCUCUUUCCCUGGGAGAAAGAAUGACGACUGCUCCUUGGAAGAGUCUGUACCCACCGUGGCUGUGUUCAUGCUCAAGAUUUUCAUGUCCCUGGUGGUGGGCAUCACCAGCGGUGUUUGGGUCUGGAGCUCCAAGACCCUUCAGACCUGGCAGGGCCUGUGCAACAGGAAGCUGUCGGUCAGGACUACCAGGAAACCGUGCAGCGGCGUCAGCUGCAGUGGCACCCACUGCCAUUACAAAGCACCCACGGUGGUGUUACACAUGAGCAAAACGGAUCCCUUUUUGGACAGCCCAACUCAUGUCUGAAGCUUUGUUGUUGGGGUUUUUGUUUUUCAAGUUUUUGUUUGUAUUUUUGUGGACAAAGCUGGGAAAAUUGCCUUUUAAGUGACCUUUUUUUAAGAUUCUAACAAGGGAGUACAAUUAAGGGAGUCUUGAGCUCAGACUGCAUUUGGCAUGUGUUGCAGAGCCUGGCACGGCAAGAUUUUCGGAGUAAGCAUAGCAGCAAGCUGUUUGUUCUGGAGCUGGGAGGCUGGUGGGGGAGAAGGACCUUGUAAUGAUUUAGGCCAGACUGUGGCAACAAUGUAAAAUAAUGAAACCAGCCAAAACUAGAGACUGUUCAAAAAAAAAAAAAAGAAACAUGAUUUGUAAGUAAUGCCCACUUUCAGCAAAUGUAGGACCUCCUGAAUGGAUAAACAGAUAUACCAUAUAGCAGUUGUAUCUCAGUGGUUUGCAUGGCGCAUAUACCCCCCCCCCCCCCCCCCCCCCCCCCCCCCCC
Polyodon spathula (Mississippi paddlefish) is the source of this 3074-nucleotide messenger RNA. RefSeq names its product frizzled-9. The transcript has a single exon. The record is from RefSeq and is a predicted model, not a curated record. Lineage: Eukaryota; Metazoa; Chordata; Actinopteri; Acipenseriformes; Polyodontidae. Gene Ontology annotation, biological process: canonical Wnt signaling pathway; non-canonical Wnt signaling pathway. Gene Ontology annotation, cellular component: plasma membrane. The coding region runs from base 854 to 2605 and encodes 583 amino acids. Gene Ontology annotation, molecular function: Wnt receptor activity; Wnt-protein binding.